AUGCUUACACUAGCUUUUGAUAUACUUUUAUUAGUUAAAUAUCCGCUGCAAUAUGAGGAAUUGAUGUCUCAAAGAAGAGGGAACAGAUUGUUGAUAGGCAUCUGGUCAGGAAGCAUUACGUUCGUAUUGAUUUUUCGAUUAAUAGUGGAACUAGACUGGUUUCGUGUAAUUGAUAUCACGUGGUCUUCUUAUCCAAUGAAAGGGUAUGUUCAUUACGUGUACGGAGCAUUUCAGGCUUUAUCAAAUGUUUGUUUUCUAGUGUUUAUUAUCGUAUAUCUGGCGAUUUAUGUGGAAAUUCGAAAAUUCAUAGCCCGUGUACCCUCGGGAGAAGCAUUUGGUAGUGUCAAAGCAGCCGUUACUAUGGUAAUUAUAUUGAUAGCCUAUGUCGUCUGCAUGAUGCCAGCAUCUUGGAUAGUUUUGGCGGGAGUUAUAACCGGAAAUGCAAGUCUGUUCCGUAAAUUGGUCGUUAUCUCCAGAAGCUUGUAUGUGGCAAAUUCGGUCUGCGAUCCUUUGAUUUAUGCAAUUCGUAUACCAGAGAUCCGGAAGCGAUACAAACUAGUAUGUUGUAAGAAGGAUAGAAAUGAGACAAACACAGCCAUGACAACAAUUGCAGCAAACACUACCUAG
Mercenaria mercenaria is the source of this 627-nucleotide messenger RNA. Its product is annotated as melanocortin receptor 5-like. The transcript has a single exon. Bases 1 to 627 code for a protein of 208 amino acids. NCBI's taxonomy places the organism in Eukaryota, Metazoa, Mollusca, Bivalvia, Venerida, Veneridae. Gene Ontology annotation, biological process: G protein-coupled receptor signaling pathway. The record is from RefSeq and is a predicted model, not a curated record. Gene Ontology annotation, molecular function: G protein-coupled receptor activity. Gene Ontology annotation, cellular component: membrane.